GGGCUCGAUUGCUCGAACCCAGACCGGCCAAACCCUAGCUCGCUGGCUGGAUCGGCGCCGUCGCCGGCUCGUCCCCACUUCGUUUCCCCUUCUCCUCGUCGGCUCCCCGUCCUGUCGUCUCCCAUCUAGAGCGGCGGCUCGGCUCCCGCGCCGCAUCCCCCUCGCCGGCGCCCCUGCCCCCUCCCAGUCCGCGGGAUCGGCUCGGUCCCCGCGCUUCCCGAUCAUUCUCCUCAGGUACUACCCGCCAUUCUUCCUGCCAGAGGCUUCGCUUCGGCAAUCGGCAUCGCGACUCGCGAGUCGCAGAGCGAGAAGAGAGAUAGCCAUGACCCUUUUGCGAUUUCGCCGGUUCAAGAUAAAACUCUUCGAUUCUUUUCAUCGAAUCUGGCUAAUCACAUCAAAGCCGAUGUCAUGGAAAACUUUAUUACUCCGUACUGAAAUUAAAAAAAAAAUUGUAUCUGCACAAUCCACUCUUCGUGCACAAUUAGUUCUGAAGGAUCCAUAACAGACUACGCGAAUCGCUCGUGGAAUCUGAACCUGCCAUGGCGCCCUGCUCUCCUUUCAGAAGCGGACUCCACCAGGCAUGGGGAACUCGACUCUCACCGACAUGACGCUGCUGCCGGGCGUCGAGCCGAUCGUGGCUGGCCUGGCCGCCGGCCCCUCCUCCCCGGGCCAGGAGGGCAAGGCAAAGAAGAAGCCCAUGAAGUCCCUCUACCUCAGGUUCUUCGAAACCGCGCUCGACGGCAAGUCCCGCAUCUGCAGGCUUUGCAGGAAGAGCUACUGCAUGACCACCGCCACGGGGAAUUUGGGAAAGCAUCUUAAUAACCGCCACCCUGGUUAUCACCAACUUCCUGAGGGCGUCAGCUUCACUAACCAGAGUACCAUAGAGGCUACCAUGCUUAAUAGAAGCAGGAAACCUCAUGUUCCUGUGCGAGCUCGGGCCCAAGCUCAGCCUCAAGUUCAAUCUCAAUCUCAAGUUCAAGAUCAAGCUCAACCUAAACUACGGUCUCAACCUAAAACGAAAGCAACUGUUGAUAUUGACCAUGUCAACUGGUUACUUCUUAGGUGGCUUAUCAGUGCCUCCCUUCCACCUUCUACUCUCGAAGAUAAUAUGCUUAUUGAUAGCUGCAAGUACCUGAGCUCGUCUGUCAGGCUCUGGCCAAAAGAAAAGGUUCAAGAAGUUAUCAUUGAAGUCUUCAGAAGUAUGAAGGAGGACGUCAAGGAAACUCUGCAAUGUAUCACUUCCCGGCUCUCUGUUACUCUGGACUUUUGGACUUCGUACGAGAAAAUAGUAUACAUGUCCGUCAAAUGCCAUUGGAUUGAUGAAAACUGGGUCUCACAGAAUGUUCUACUUGAUGUGUGUAGAAUCCCAUACCCAUCCACUGGUUCUGAGGUUUUUCAAGUUCUAAUGGAUGUCUUGGUGAUGUAUAACAUCGAUUCAAGAAUCCUUGCUUGCACACACAAUAACAGCCAACACUCAAUACAUGCUUGUCAUGAGCUCGCACGGCAGCUUAAGACCCGUAACCUCCCAUUCUGUUACAUUCCUUGUGCUGCUAGAACACUGAAGACCAUCAUUGAAGCAGGACUGGAAAAUGUGAAACCAAUUUUGUCCAAGAUCCGCGAGUUUAUUCUUCACAUCCAUUCAAACCAGGAGAUGAUGGAGGAUUUUAAGCACUGGACUGAAGUUUAUCAAGAAGGUUCAUGGAAACUCCCCUUUGACCAUUCAGCAAAUUGGAACAGUGAUUAUAAUAUGCUUGAUGUGGUAAAGAAGGCUCCUAACGCAAUAGAGAACACCAUCAAGAAGGUUGAAGAGAUCUUCGUACCAAGGGAUUGGGUUCUGACUACUGCAGAGAAGUCAGUGAUCGAUGUGUUGCACUCAUACCUUGAACCAUUCUUCAAAACUACUACAAACCUUUGUAAUUGCAAGCUACCAACUCUUGGGCUCGUCUUCUUCUUCAUGGACCAUGUCUUCGAGUUGAUCAAUCUGUGUCAUGGCAGCAGCCACCAAGAAUGGCUCAAGAACAUUGCCGGUGACAUGUCCAAGACAACUCAAAAGUUCACAUCUGAAGCUUACAACAUCUUCACCUUCACAGCCGCAAUUCUUGAUCCAAGGAUCAAGGGAGAGCUCAUCCCUGAAACUCUGAACUCCACGAGCAACUUGGACGAUGUAAGAAACCAUUUUGUCCGGGACUACAGCAGCACCUUCCAAGCUGUUGGAAAUGGUCAUGGCGCUCAGGACACCACAGAGGAUGCUGGUGCGUUCGCCUUUGCUGAAGAGAUUAUUCGCAAAAGGCGCCGGGUGAGCAUGACCACUGCUGAUGAUGAGCUCUCGCAGUAUCUCGCAGAGCCCCCCGCACCGAUUUCCACUGAUGCCCUUGAGUGGUGGAGGGGGCAUUCCUCCCGCUAUCCACGUCUCUCCCUGAUGGCCCGAGACUUUUUGGCAAUUCAGGGGACCUCAUUGGAUCCUGAAGAACUGUUCACAAGUAAAGGGGACAACAUCCACAAGCAGCAGUACUGCCUCCCUCUUAGUAGCAUGCAGGCUAUAGUAUGCAUAAAGUCAUGGAUGCAAAGUGGGUACCAGUUCAAUUUUCAGUCGACUAUCAUAGAUUUUGAGAGAUUGGUCGAAUCAGCUACUGCUCCUGAUGAUAUCGAUAGUUCUGGCCUUCACAGCUAAAUGCAUAUUCAGCAAAUCAAGGAUCCCAGAAUAGUUCUUUGGUUUCUGUUUUUUCUUCUUUUUUCUAGGUGCUCAUGUAAAUAGUCCUUAGAACUUGUGAAUGCGACUUCUAUUGCUGUCCCCUGCAAAAUCCCAGGGUCAGAACUGCAGCGAGCAGCUUGUCCUUGCAUAACUAUGACACUUCAGAAUCAUGUACUCAUUGUGGUAGUGACCAAUCUUGUAGCCGCAACUUAUUUCUGCUUCUUGAAGAGGCCAUGCCGUCAUACCAAAAGGAAACUUUGCUUAGUCUUGACAUUUUAUUUUCUGGUAUACUAGUCCUGUAUCUCUAGCCUUGUAGCAAUGAUGCUUUUUGCAGUUCACUUCA
Molecule: messenger RNA, 3035 nt
Organism: Zea mays
Lineage: Eukaryota; Viridiplantae; Streptophyta; Magnoliopsida; Poales; Poaceae
Exons: 3
Coding region: 581-2671 (696 amino acids)
Molecular function (GO): protein dimerization activity; DNA binding
Source: RefSeq, a predicted model, not a curated record